GACACUCGAAGAGGCACACGAGGCGGAAGAGUGGACGGGUGCCCCGCGCCACCGCCUCUCCCGAGGGCGCGCACUGACCAGGAUGUCAGACAAGCUCAAGGAACGCAAAAGAACCCCCGUUUCUCAUAAAGUGAUAGAAAAGCGGAGGAGGGACAGGAUCAACCGCUGCUUGAACGAGCUGGGCAAGACGGUGCCCAUGGCCCUGGCAAAGCAGAGUUCUGGGAAGCUGGAGAAGGCGGAGAUCCUCGAGAUGACCGUUCAGUAUCUGAGAGCACUGCACUCUGCUGAUUUUCCCCGGGGAAGGGAAAAAGCAGAACUUCUAGCGGAGUUUGCCAACUACUUCCACUAUGGCUACCACGAGUGCAUGAAGAACCUGGUGCAUUACCUCACUACGGUGGAGCGGAUGGAGACCAAGGACACCAAGUACGCGCGCAUCCUCGCCUUCUUACAGUCCAAGUCCCGCCUGGGCGCGGAGCCUGCCUUUCAGCCGCUGGGUUCACUCCCGGAGCCGGAUUUCUCCUAUCAGCUGCACCCUGCGGGGCCCGAGUUCGCGGGCCACAGCCCCGGGGAGGCCGCUGUGUUCCCGCAGGGCUCUGGUCCCGGGUCUUUCCCCUGGCCACCAGGCGCGGCCCGCAGUCCCUACCUGCCCAGCGCGGCGGUGCCGCUCCCGAGCCCAGCGCAGCAGCACAGCCCGUUCCUGACGCCGGUGCAGUGUCUGGACCGGCAUUACCUCAACCGGAUCGGCCACGCGCACACCAAUGCCCUUAACCUGCACACGCCCCAGCACCCUCCGGUGCUCUGACGCCCACUCGUGCCCGCCAGAUUUCUCUGCGCUU
Messenger RNA from Saimiri boliviensis boliviensis (Bolivian squirrel monkey), 836 nucleotides. NCBI's taxonomy places the organism in Eukaryota, Metazoa, Chordata, Mammalia, Primates, Cebidae. The record is from RefSeq and is a predicted model, not a curated record.